CUCAAAUUGUAUUGAAACCAAUUGUCUUUGUAAAUAUUUUUUUUCUUUUUUUUUUUUUGCAAGAAUAUGAACAAAGAAAAGCCCUGCAACACAACACUUAGGCUUGGAAUUGAAGUGGAGGUUACAAGGGAGAAGCAACUAAAGCAAAGUAAGAGGGAACUUUGUUUGGAUCUUUCUUUACCAAUUCAUCCAAAUAUCGAAGGUAGCGAUCAUGAAGAUCAUGAUCAUACACUUGAUGAUGAGAAAGAUGACCAGGAUUCAUAUAGUUCUAGAAUCACUGAUGAUCAUGAGAAAGAAGAAACGAGAAGAUCUGCGAAGAGAAGUGAUUUUAGCAACAAUGAUCUUUAUCUAGACAAUAGUGGUGGAUCUAGAAAGAAGCUAAAACUCUCUACAGAACAAAUUACUUUGCUUGAAGCUAGCUUCAAAAUCCAUAGCACCCUUAAUACGGGGCAGAAACAAGAACUUGCCAAGAAGUUGCAUCUUCUUCCCCGGCAAAUUGAAGUAUGGUUUCAAAACAGAAGAGCAAGGACAAAGUUAAAGCACAUUGAACAAGAAUGUGUGUUUUUAAGGAAAUGUUGUGCAGCCCUUAGCGAUGAGAACUGCAGACUUAAGAAAGAGCUGCGAGAAGCACGACGUGGUUCGUUAAAGUUUGAUCAUACUCAGCAGCGGCAGCCGCAGCCACAGCCACCACAACAUCCGCCACCUUUCUAUAUUGGAUGCCAAACUACAACGGAGACACGUCAUACAUGCAUGUGACAUAAUUGGAAAAAACUACGGACAAAAACAGUGAACAGAAUAAUUGUACUAAAAACCGGUAAAUUGUGAUGGCUGGAAGUACAACGACUUUAAUUAUAUUAUCAAUUAAUAAUUUGAACUAGGGUUUCUCUAGGGCUUUUUGCAAGCUGUUAAUAAUAAUUUAUACUUAUGAUUAUGUUGUUAGCGAACCAAACAUUGAAAGUUUAGGUUUGUUAUUUUAAUGUUGAAGAUGUCAUGAGGUUUGAUCGAGUUAAAGAAAAGCCAAAUUUGUAGUUG
This is a messenger RNA of Helianthus annuus (common sunflower), 1032 nucleotides long. Its product is annotated as homeobox-leucine zipper protein HOX19. Lineage: Eukaryota; Viridiplantae; Streptophyta; Magnoliopsida; Asterales; Asteraceae. Bases 67 to 756 code for a protein of 229 amino acids. The transcript is spliced from 3 exons. Gene Ontology annotation, molecular function: sequence-specific DNA binding; DNA-binding transcription factor activity, RNA polymerase II-specific. Gene Ontology annotation, biological process: regulation of DNA-templated transcription. The record is from RefSeq and is a predicted model, not a curated record.